Ictalurus furcatus (blue catfish) is the source of this 6057-nucleotide messenger RNA. RefSeq lists its product as uncharacterized. Bases 1677 to 3998 code for a protein of 773 amino acids. Gene Ontology annotation, molecular function: DNA binding; transcription coregulator activity; protein binding. The record is from RefSeq and is a predicted model, not a curated record. The transcript has 12 exons. Gene Ontology annotation, biological process: regulation of transcription by RNA polymerase II; protein demethylation. NCBI's taxonomy places the organism in Eukaryota, Metazoa, Chordata, Actinopteri, Siluriformes, Ictaluridae.
GAACGCGUGGUGCAUUUCUUAAGUCAUGAUUAAUAAUAAAUAAAACGAGUAGCUGUGUAGCUACACUGCUAAACGCUGCCUGGGGUGAGAUUACGUGUACUAUGUAAUAUCGAGUCGGCUCUUCGAAUCGGUUCAUUUAAGUGAACCGGCUCGCACACGCAAGACGAAGUUUGAAGAGUAAAAAUAAUUAUAUGAAACAGACAACGAAGAAUACAUACUUAUAUCAUUAUUUAAAAAAAACUGUCUUAGAGGGUGAACAAACGGAAAUGGAAAUCAGCCGUUUGGGAGUCGACUCACAUUAAUGAUCCGAGUCGCUCUGGGAAGCUCUUGCGCGUAGGCGUGCGUUAGGAUCCUACAUUUCCCAUGAUGCUCGCGGUCACGUGAUGGAGCGAGCGUGCGUAAGGACGGAGGGGGGAAAUAGGCGUGACUUCCGCGUUUCUUUUUACCUCCCCCAUGUUUUAUUUUCUAUUUAUUUAUUUCAUUUUUUUAAAGGCAGAAAUGGAGGGUGAUGGCGUCUUGUGUGUCAUCGAGCGCACACAGUGGGACGGGAUGAUGUAGGGAUAUAACAUUCAGACCGGAAUAUAAUAAAUGAAGGCGAGAGUGAGGGACGGAAAAAGAAAAGGAGACGGAGAUUUACACAAUAGAGAAAUGAGCAGAACAAUAGACACGCUCAUCUGCGCACUGCUUUCAUUUUAAAGCGGAUUUUUCCCCUGAUUUUUUUUUGUUGUUGUUGACGAAUCCGAAUUGAAUACCUUGUUGGGAAGGAGUGUUUUUUUUCUCCCAAGGGUGUUAAAUUAAGGCUGGGCUCGAGGAGAGCGAGAGAGAGAGAGAGAGCGAGCGAGAGAGAGAGAGAGAGAGAGAGAGAGAGCGAGCGACAUUCACAGAUGAUUAUUUAAAGAGAAUAGUUGUUUUUCAUCUUUGCAGUUAUUAUUUACACCCAGUGCAAAACCUGCACACACUCCAGCUGCACGCGCCUGCUCAGUUUUAUUUAUUUAAUAUUAUUAUUAUUAAUAUUAUUCAUAUUAAUAGUGAGAGAGAGAGUGUGUGUGUGUGUGUGUGUGUGCAGGAACACAUGUAAAGCGAGCGAGUGAGAGGGGACGAGAAAAAGGGAAGGCUAGAAAAAAAAAGGAGAAAGAAACAAGGAAGCAAUCCCUCUAUUCCUCUCUCCAUCUGAGCGCCUGUGCCCUUUUUGGUGCAGAUAUUAUUAUUAUUAUUAUUAUUAUUAAUAACAAUAUUAUUAAUCAUUUCUGCAAGUGAAUUUAAUAAUUUCUAAUGCGCGCGCCGGGAGUAUGCGACUCGGCGCUAAUCACAGGUGAAAAAUGGCAUUAACAUUGAAUGAAAGGGUAGAGAUGGUGCUUCUUGGUAGUUCUCGGUACUCUCAUUGGUUCCUGACUUUUUGGACACAUUGGAUAUAAAAGUUUACACACCCCUCUUAAAAUAGCAGGUUUUUGUGAUUAUAAAAAAUUUAACUAAGAUAAAUCGUCAGAUCUGUUUUUUCCCCCACGUUUAAUGUGAAAUAGCAACCAACAGCAUCCAGGAAACAGAAACCUAGAGAAGGAAAGUGUGUGCUGUCUGGAUGGGAGGGACAUACUGUGUGUGUCGGACUCGGUCUGACGAGGGCGAGUAGUGCUGUCCUCACAGUCCCCUCUGAAAGUAUUGGAACAAGUGUAGAGGUGAUGUCGGGCAGUAAGGCUCUGGGGGGGGCGAGGCGGCGCCGUACCCGUUGCCGGCGCUGUCAGGCCUGUAUGCGCUCCGAGUGUGGAGAGUGUCACUUCUGCAAGGACAUGAAGAAGUUCGGGGGACCGGGACGCAUGAAACAGUCCUGUCUACUGAGACAGUGUACUGCUCCCGUGCUUCCUCACACAGCGGUGUGUUUUGCGUGUGGAGAAGCGGGGAAGGAGGACACUGUGGAGUCUGAGGAGGAGAAGUUCAGUCUCUCUCUGAUGGAGUGUACCAUCUGCAACGAGAUCAUCCACCCCAGCUGCCUUAAGAUGGGUAAAGCGGAAGGCAUCAUUAACGAUGAGAUCCCGAACUGCUGGGAGUGUCCCAAAUGCCACAAGGAGGGGAAAACCAGUAAGGAUGGAGACGGUUUGGGGAAGAGGCGGCUGGAUAACGGCGAGGUGGGCCGGUGGAAGAUCACAGACGAGCCACCGCCCAGCAAAAAGAAACCUCCGUCUGCCGAGGAGACGCGCCAGGACGGGCAGAAACGCAAGAAGGAGAAGGAGCAGUCUCAGGAGAGCGGGCCCAAGAAGAAGAUGAAAGGCGCUCGGGAAAAACAUCUGAAAAAGCAGAAGCAGAAGCCGAACUCUUCCGACUCGGCGGAGACCAACGGGCCAAACUCCUCCUCCGGGGGUCAAGGUUCAGCCGGUGUAGGCUCAGUGGCGCAGCCUCCAUCUUCGACCUCCAACCAGGACCAGCGCUCUCACCACCGCGAGAAACUGGAGCGCUUCAAACGCAUGUGCCAGCUGCUGGAGCGCACCAGAGACUCCUCCUCCUCUUCCUCUUCUUCCUCCAGCUCUGAGUCGGACUCGGAUUCCGAUUCUGACUCGGAUUCGGCGUCUCCGGGUGGCGCUUCCGAACCGUCGUCCCCGGCAACGGCGUACAACUCCCGAGAGAGAGAGCGCGAGAAAGAACGCGAGAAAGAGCGUGAGAAAGAGCGCGAGCGAGAGAGAAACCGGCGUCUGGCUGAACUGGGCUUCAGCGCCAGCGACGACUCUGAAGGCGAGAGGACGGGAAACGAACAGGAACAGGAAGUGACGUCAGAGGAAACUCCACAACAACAACAACAACAACAACAGCAGCAGCAGCAGCAGCAGCAGCGCAGCCGGAAAUCCGAAAACACUCCGAGGGGUCGCAAAUCGGCUGCGGUGACCGAGAUGGAUGAUGAGGACGCAGCCGGCGGCGGGGAGAAAAACAGGAAACCCGGGCUGCUGACUCCGCCUUCUCCGUCAGCCCUUUCUUCCAGUCAGCACCAGGCUUCAAUCGGCCAUUCAGAGGGCGUGUCAAAACGCAGCAACGGACAGGAAGUGUCGCGGAACGGGCGGACUCGCAUGGAGAAAGAGAACGCCAAGGGUAACAGCGGCGGCACUAACGCUAAUCAUCGACACCAGACUAACAAAACGGGCCGAGCCGGGAAAAUGCGGAGCGGAACCAAACAGACGCAGAUGACAGGAAGCGGGACGGCGAACGGAGGAAACGGAGGCGUCCUGCUGUCCAAUCCGGCGUCCCGCAUUGCAGCCCAGCUGACGUUUAUCUCUCCACCUAAAGCGGUGCAGAUGGAGAGGCACCUGGUGCGUCCUCCGCCCGCCUGCCCCGAGCCACACUGCCUCCCGCUGGACAGCGGUGCGUCCCACGUCCUGCCCCGAGACGUCUGGCUCCGGGUGUUCCAGCACCUCAACCAGAAACAGCUGUGCGUCUGCAUGAGGGUGUGCAGGACCUGGAGCCGCUGGUGCUGUGAUAAGAGACUGUGGACUCAGAUUGACCUCAGUCUGUUGGAGUUGAAUGUAUCGGGCUGUCCGUGGUCGUCUGUCUCGGCUCUGUGUCAGACGGUUUGUCCCUGUCUGCGUCUGCUGGAUCUGAGUCGAGUCGAAGACCUGAAAGAUUCACACUUGAGGGAACUGCUGGCCCCGCCCAACUCCGACACACGCACAGGAGAGAGCAGAGGUGGGCGUUUCCAGAAUGUUACUGAGCUGCGAUUGGCCGGUUUGGAGGUGACAGACGCGGCGUCUCGGCUGCUGGUUCGAUACCUGCCUCACCUGACCAAACUGGACCUGAGUCAGUGUGGACAAAUCACAGACCAAACCAUCAACACACUCACAUCCCCUAUAUCCCCUCUGAGAGAGAGUCUCACACACGUCAACCUUGCAGGCUGCGUGAAGGUGACGGAGCAGUGUUUGCCGUUGCUGAAGCGGUGUGUGUCGCUGCAGAGCGUGGACCUGCGCUCGUGUGGGCUCCUCCCCCCCGAGACAGACGACAGACUGCUGCUGAAGAACAGUUAGACCCUCCACCACGCACACUACAGUCUACAGCACGCCGCCAAAUGAGACGCAGCCCACGGACCCAACCAUACGCACUCUGACUGGGAGGGGCGGGGUGGGGGGGUUGUAUCGUCGGGAUUCAGGGGUGGGGUUAGGUGGAGGGAGGGGGACCAAUCACGAAAAACCUUUUUCUUGCUGCAGUUGUUUAUUUGUGAAAAUGGACUUACGGACAAACUAGCAUGUACAUAUUCAGUAUCAGUGGAGUGUGUGUGUGUGUGUGUGUGUGUGUGUGAGAGAGAGGGAGAGUUACUGUAAAAUAAACCAGUUUCUGCUCAGCAGCCCACCCCUCAUCCUCCAGGUCUGUCCCAAAUCCACCGUCCCUUGCUCCCCUCACGCCCUAACGUAUUUGAAACAUUUGCACUACGUAGUGGACGUCGUACACAGAAUGUAUCCAUCACUAGACCGGUUCUUCCAAAAAAACUAACAAAAAAACCCAAAAACAACCAAACGAAAAAAGACGAGCCAGAGUCGCAGACCGACGGUGACAGGGUGGGCUGGUGUGUGUGUGUGUGUGUGUGUGUGUGUGUGUGUGUGUGAGUGAGUGAGUGAGAGAGAUGUAAACAGUGUUAAUGUAUCUAUUUCCGAUCGGGUGACAGCGGCCCAUUUGUUUCCCCUUCGAGUUGAGGACCUCGCUAUCCCAUAAGUCUGAGCCUGAAGGGGCGGGGUUUGUGCAGGGAGGGGGCGUGGCCACUCCUUCUCUUCCUCUUCCUCGCUUUCUCCGCCCUUCUGUCCGUGCCAUUCAUCCUUUCAUCUCUCUUCUCUUUUCUUUCACACCACUUUUCCAGUGCCAUGUUUCAGAGUAAGUGAACUUCGCCUGUGGAUUGGGACGCAGCCGGGAGGAGGGGACACGCGUAGGCACCAAGGGCAGAGCUUUCUCACUCCGUUAACCUUUCUUUUUUAUUUUAUUUUAUUUUUUAACCAGCAUUGCACUGAGAACAAACAAAUGAACAUUUUGUCAGGUGACAGGAUUCAGACUUGCUCACUUCUAAAUAGCUUUUUAAAAAAACAUUUUUUUAAUAUAAAUGUAUAUUGUUGAAACACUUCCAUCUCCCUCCAGUCGAUUUCAUUGAGGCGGGUACUCGAAGCUGCUAUCCCUCUGACCUCCUGUAAGAACUGGGUUCUGGUCGGUCGCGCUCUCUCUGCUGGCGCUGAUUGUGGGGGGGGGGGGGGGAGCAUCCCAAAUCGCAAAAGCUGCUCUGGGGCGUGUUCCAAAUCGUGUUCAGUAUCUUCACUGAGCAAAAAAACGACACAAAUCAUCAUUCAUAAUUCUCCAGGUUUAGCUGCUCAUAUCCUCCUGUUGAUCUUCACUUUGAUUUUAGAGCUGAGGAAGUUUCUGGAAGGAGUGUGUGCUUGGUGUAAACAGGGUCUGAGGGGCUUCCAUUACCUUUAAAUCUCGGAUUGUUUUGGUGAAAAGUGCCACUGCUGAGGAUUUACUGACCGUACUCGUAUCCGUGUCCUGUGACCUCCCCGCUGUCCGGACUUCGUUUACAGGGUCCAACACGUUCCACGUUUCCCCCGCACACUGGAAUACACUUUCCAGAUGACUUCAUCGCUUUAUCAGCCCAAACAAAUCGUCCUCUCUCUGCUGCACGCGUUAUGACAUCACCGCUGAUUUGCAUAUCGUCACGGUGUGUUUUCCAGUGACGAUAAAAAUGGUAUUGAUCCAGCUCGUUCCACCAUAUCUAGAGUUUCAGGUCUCCAUCAUCAUCAUCAUCAUCAUCAUGUGACUUUAAUCUCUUGCCAAAUUUCCUUUUUGGUUUAUGUUCAGGGGCAUUUUGUGUUUUUAUUUGUUGUUGUUGUUGAUGUUUUUGUUGUUGUUUUUUUAUCCAUUUCUUGACUGUCUUUUCAUUUUUUGUUUUCUUUCUCAUUCUUUUAUUCAUUGUUUCUUUCUUUGUGUCGAUCAAAGUGAGGACAAGAAUUAAAACGAUGAGAAAAAAAGAGAAAAAAACCUCAAGGCAGCUACUUUGAGUGACUACUGUAAAAUGGCUAACUAAAAUAAAGACAAUGGGGUUUGUUUUUA